AUGCAAUCAUCACAAAAGAAGUGGACCAAAGAGGAAGUACUUGAAACAUUCGGCGAGGAUAUUGCUUGUGCUGGAACAGACGAGAUUGAGCACCGAUCCCGAUUAAUCGAGAAUGAGAUUCAUGUAUUUAAGAAUGAAAAGAAGCGUAUUCAAUAUGAUGAAACGACAAUGAAGGAAAAGAUAAAGGAAAAUACGGAAAAGAUCAAACUUAACAAACAAUUGCCCUAUCUUGUGGCUACUGUUGUAGAGAUUUUGGAAACUGAUGAAAAUGAAGAAAUUAUACAAGACGGAUCAAGCAUUGCUCUUGAUGAAGAUAAAAAAGGAAAAUCUGCAGUGAUAAAAACAAGUACAAGACAAACGAUUUAUCUUCCUGUCAUUGGAUUGGUCGACUCUGAAGAAUUAAAGCCUGGAGAAUUAGUUGGAGUUAACAAGGAUAGUUUCCUUGUGUUGGAAAAGCUUCCAUCUGAGUACGAUUCUCGUGUCAAGGCUAUGGAAGUUGAUGAAAGACCAAAGGAAGAUUACGAUCAAAUUGGAGGCUGUGAUGCUCAAAUCAAGGAAAUGUAUGAAGCAAUUGUUUUACCAAUGACAGAGGCAGAUCGUUUCAAGAAAAUUGGUAUUCAACCACCAAAAGGUGUUUUAUUGUAUGGUCCUCCUGGUACCGGAAAGACCUUGCUGGCUCGUGCAUGUGCUGCUCAAACUAAAGCUACAUUCUUAAAGUUGGCUGGUCCACAAUUGGUUCAAAUGUUUAUUGGAGAUGGUGCCAAGCUUGUUCGUGAUGCUUUCGCAUUGGCAAGAGAAAAAGCUCCUGCUAUCAUUUUUAUUGACGAAUUGGACGCUAUUGGUACUAAGAGAUUCGGUUCUGACAAGUCAGGUGACAGAGAAGUUCAAAGAACUAUGCUUGAAUUAUUGAACCAAAUGGAUGGUUUCUCUCAAGAUACACGAGUUAAGGUCAUUGCUGCAACCAAUCGUAUCGAUAUUUUGGAUCCUGCUUUGUUGAGAUCUGGUCGUUUGGACCGUAAGGUUGAAUUUCCACUUCCUGACGAAAAGGGACGUAUACAAAUUUUAAAAAUUCACUCCAAGAGAAUGAAUGUGAAUUUUGAUGAUGUCAACUAUGAAGAGUUGGCUCGUUGUUGUGAAGAUUUUAACGGAGCUCAAUUGAAGGCAGUUUGUGUCGAAGCAGGUAUGAUUGCAUUGAGGAGAGAUGCCACCCAAAUCAUGCACGAAGAUUUCAUGGAAGGUAUUGCCGCAGUUCAAGCCAAGAAGAAGGUGGCUCUCGACUAUUAUGCUUAA
This is a messenger RNA of Naegleria lovaniensis, 1290 nucleotides long. RefSeq lists its product as uncharacterized. Gene Ontology annotation, molecular function: ATP hydrolysis activity; proteasome-activating activity; ATP binding. NCBI's taxonomy places the organism in Eukaryota, Heterolobosea, Eutetramitea, Acrasida, Naegleriidae. The transcript has 3 exons. Gene Ontology annotation, biological process: proteasome-mediated ubiquitin-dependent protein catabolic process. The record is from RefSeq and is a predicted model, not a curated record. The coding region runs from base 1 to 1290 and encodes 429 amino acids. Gene Ontology annotation, cellular component: proteasome regulatory particle, base subcomplex.